AUGAAUUUGGUCAAAUGGAUAAUCUUAUCCGGCUGUUUCGUGAGUUGGUACUUUUUAGUCCGCAACGAGUCGUUGUCAAAGGUCGACGUUUUGUUUAGAGAGCCGUAUGGGGGGAAUUCUCAGAGUGAAUUAAAUGCAAAACCGUUAAUUACUGAUAUUGACGGAGAUGGAGAAAACGAGUUGGUAGUAGCGAGUUAUACAAGUCACAAGGUGAUCAUGUAUAAAUAUCAGAAAGGUCGUUUAGUAGUCAACAAAGAGUUAGAGAUUCCCGGCCAAAUGUUUCCGAUUGGUAUGAGCAGUGGGUAUGAGACGCCGUAUGUCGAGGGUGAGAGACGGAAACAAAUUGUGGUGAUUGUCAUGCGAGACUUUGAGGUGAUUUGCUUAAACUCUGAUUUGACGAUUCGGUGGAGACAAAAUGCAUAUAAGGCGAAAGCACAGGCAUUUGUCCAAGAAGUCGCAGUGAGUGUUAUUCCAUAUAAUCUCCAAAAUGGAUAUAAAGGUGCUGUCAUCACAGCUUUCAGAACAUCAAACGACAAAGGGUUUGCAAGAAAUCGAGCGGAUGAGGUCUUUGAAGAGGACGAACGUGUGACCACGCGAGGCGUCACGUUUGAUGAGCAACGAGAUGAUAUGGCAAAUGAACAAAAUGUGAAUGAGGUGGGGGACUCCCCAGAGUUGAAGGAACAUAUGAACUACUAUGCGUUCCAUGUUAAAGAUGGUCAAGUUAUUUGGCAACAUGAAAUGGACGAAGAAGAGUCGACUUUGGAUUUAGUGAAGAACGCCGACGAAGUUGAAUUAUUCAAAAGUGUGAAGAUGAAAGCCGAGAAGGGAGAAGGACUUGGAGAAGUCCAAUGGCAUGAGUUCCAUGACGCACUCUUCCAACACUUACCACAUAGUUGGUCGUCAUUCUUUGAUACUAAAAUAGAGUACUCCCAUCUUUCUAGAGAUAUUGUGAAUAACCCGACGGAGUAUAAGAACAUCAAAGAACUGAGUAAAAGAAAGAACACCCCACAUAACGAUAUCGACUUGAUCAAAAACCCGAACACCUUUUUAAUACACCACAUGAACGGUGUGGAAGUCAUUCAUCUGUUCACUGGGAAACCAGUCUUUCACAUCACGUUGUUGCCUUCGACAGUAUCUUCGGCAUCUUCUUUUGUCGACUUGGACGGAAAUGAUGUGCUGGACGAGAUAUAUACACACGCGUAUUUACUCGACUACGAGACGACAACCGUUGAUAACGACUUUUCAUGCUACUUACACGUGACAGAGGCCAACUCGUAUCGAUCUGUGUUCUCACAAAACGUGUGUGAAGACAAGAAAAUAUCUUUUUGGGCGCCAAAGAGUAAAGGAAGGGUUUCGAAGAAAGUCCAGAUUCUUCCGCCACUUUUAGUUGAAAGUGGUGAAGUAACAAAAGAGGGGAGGAAGAUCUACGACAUCUACUCUGUGAAUAGUAAUGGACUCUUAGUGGCUAUUUCAAAUAAAGGAGUCAAAAAGUGGAGCGCACAGAUUCCGACGAAAUGGGGGUUAAAUCAAGUCGAGAUGAACACGUUCAAACCAAGUUCAAUACAAUUCCACUAUACUUAUGGACAGAACUUGACAGUCCCAUAUUUGCUUGUACAAGGAGAUUCAUCGUUUAGUGUUUUGGACUUAAUGGGGAAUGUCGUUGCUUUCAAGGAGUUUGGAAAAGUGUCACCCAUCAUGCCUCCUAUUGUCGGCGACAUAGACGGAAACACAAGAAGUGAUGUCAUCAUCGUCUCGGAAAGUUACAUUAUGGGAUUUGCGUUAGAAAUUGUACCUUCGGCGAAAUUCAUCCCAGUGUGUAUUGCGGGUAUACUUGCGCUCAUCGCUUACCAUAUCUAUAUCCUCGCUAUUUCUUAUUACAAAAAACAGGAGUAA
Molecule: messenger RNA, 1893 nt
Organism: Entamoeba invadens IP1
Lineage: Eukaryota; Evosea; Mastigamoebida; Endamoebidae
Exons: 2
Coding region: 1-1893 (630 amino acids)
Source: RefSeq, a predicted model, not a curated record